Messenger RNA from Hemiscyllium ocellatum (epaulette shark), 892 nucleotides. Its product is annotated as hemicentin-1-like. The transcript has 3 exons. The coding region runs from base 1 to 684 and encodes 227 amino acids. NCBI's taxonomy places the organism in Eukaryota, Metazoa, Chordata, Chondrichthyes, Orectolobiformes, Hemiscylliidae. The record is from RefSeq and is a predicted model, not a curated record.
AUGGCGGAGCGUGCUCAAGGGACCAAGUGGUUCACUCCUGCUCGCCAUGCUCAGACCAUCUGGACACCAACUGAGACCAUCAAUGCUACGAUCGGGCAGCCGAUCACUUUAACGCCCGGCUUGAAGGCCCAGCCUGAAAUCAUCCAGUGGGGAUACCGCAGAACACAGCGUGACUCCUCGGUCGUUCUGUGUGAGAAAUUGGGGAACGAAACCCCGAACUGUCUAUCACCCUUUGCCACCCGGAUGGAGAUGACACCCUCAUAUGAGCUCACCAUCUUCUCAGUGGUCCCGUCAGAUGAGGGUAUUUAUCGUGCAAUUGUCUGGUACAUCUGGGAUGAGAUGAAGAGUAAGUUGAUUAACCUCAAAGUCUUUGAAACCAUUUCCAAUGUUACCAUUUAUGUCAGCGUGGGGGAUGAUCAGGCCACUUGCCACCUUCAGUGUCAGACAGCCGAAGGCACGAGGAUUAUCUACAAGUGGCAGGCCCAAGGGGUUGAUGUGGUCAAUGACAAGCACCACAACAUCUCGGAUGGUGGCAGGAGGCUGAGAGUUAUGAAGUCAGUGGUCGUUCCUGUUGGUGAAUCCUUGUACAAGUGCAUCGCAUCAAAUGCUGUCAGCUCCGAUCAAAUGGAAAUUGAUUUGAACCCCGAUUGCAGCACAGGUCAAUCUUGGCUUACUGUCACUUAAAUGGGGACAAUCAGUCUGAGUCAGUGUUCCGUCUCUGCCUACCCUGCAUUAGGAUUGGAUGGGCAAUCUCGGACUGCUUUCCUUUCCCACCAUUAUAGCUGUUCAAACUCCAUGUUGUUUGUGCCAUUUCAAUGUUUCUCAGACAGCAUUCAGAAAAAUGUAGUAUGCAUCGAACCUAUCCUGGACCCGUUUGUUGUACUUGUGUUGA